This is a messenger RNA of Micropterus salmoides (largemouth bass), 3825 nucleotides long. Its product is annotated as mucin-5AC-like. The record is from RefSeq and is a predicted model, not a curated record. The transcript is spliced from 7 exons. Lineage: Eukaryota; Metazoa; Chordata; Actinopteri; Centrarchiformes; Centrarchidae. Bases 1 to 3825 code for a protein of 1274 amino acids.
AUGGAGAUUGAGCCUGACCAGGUGGUGAGACUGCGGAAGUUGGAGCUAGAAAGCGCCAACGCAGCUAUGGCUGGUGGGGCCGCGGGUUCUGGUGGUACAACUUCUCUCCCCUACUCAUCCAAAUUGGACUCGGGUGUUGUGUUGCUCAUGGGAAAUGACAUAGCCGGGGGUAAAGUGACUCCAACGUUAGAAGUCUUGGAUGUACCAGGAGACCCUGCCUGCAGCGCAGAGUCGCCCACGAUAGCUGUUUCAACACCCGUGAAGGAGCCAGCAUCUAUGGAGAGUGCGGUGGAACCAUCCUCUUCCUCCCCACCACUGCAAGCUACAAGAGAGCGCUUGGCUGUGGCUCAGAGAGAGGAUCCAACCUUACAGGCCUGCUUCAGGAAUGUGCCGUUCAAGCUGGAGGUGGAUGCCAGUGCCGUGGGAGCUGGUGCCGUGCUUUUGCAGGAAGAUGUAGAGGAAUAUUCCAAAAUGUAUGAUCACCAGCUGUCGACAACCACAUUACCAGACGUAACUGCUCAGACAGACACAUUAACAUCACAGCCUUCGGAGACCAUAUCAACAUCUCAACCUACAGGUCCAACAGACACAUUAACCUCUGAGCCUACUGGUACCACCUCAGUACCUGAAUUAACAGGUCAUACUGAUUCAAUUACGUCUGGACUUGUUGUGACAACGUCUGUCCCUGAACCAACCAAUCCCACUGACAUAACAACCGCUGAGCCUGACGAGACAACCACAUUACCAGACGUAACUGCUCAGACAGACACAUUAACAUCACAGCCUUCGGAGACCCUAUCAACAUCUCAACCUACAGAUUCUACAGAUACAGUAACAUCUGAACCUACUGGUACCACCUCAGUACCUGAAUUAACAGGUCAUACUGAUUCAAUUACGUCUGGACUUGUUGUGACAACGUCUGUCCCUGAACCAACCAAUCCCACUGACAUAACAACCGCUGAGCCUGCUGAGACAACCACAUUACCAGACGUAACUGCUCAGACAGACACAUUAACAUCACAGCCUUCGGAGACCAUAUCAACAUCUCAACCUACAGGUCCAACAGACACAUUAACCUCUGAGCCUACUGGUACCACCUCAGUACCUGAAUUAACAGGUCAUACUGAUUCAAUUACGUCUGGACUUGUUGUGACAACGUCUGUCCCUGAACCAACCAAUCCCACUGACAUAACAACCGCUGAGCCUGACGAGACAACCACAUUACCAGACGUAACUGCUCAGACAGACACAUUAACAUCACAGCCUUCGGAGACCCUAUCAACAUCUCAACCUACAGAUUCUACAGAUACAGUAACAUCUGAACCUACUGGUACCACCUCAGUACCUGAAUUAACAGGUCAUACUGAUUCAAUUACGUCUGGACUUGUUGUGACAACGUCUGUCCCUGAACCAACCAAUCCCACUGAUAUAACAACCGCUGAGCCUGACGAGACAACCACAUUACCAGACGUAACUGCUCAGACAGACACAUUAACAUCACAGCCUUCGGAGACCCUAUCAACAUCUCAACCUACAGGUCCAACAGACGCAUUAACCUCUGAGCCUACUGCCUUCGGAGACCCUAUCAACAUCUCAACCUACAGAUCUACAGAUACAGUAACAUCUGAACCUACUGGUACCACCUCAGUACCUGAAUUAACAGGUCAUACUGAUUCAAUUACGUCUGGACUUGUUGUGACAACGUCUGUCCCUGAACCAACCAAUCCCACUGACAUAACAACCGCUGAGCCUGCUGAGACAACCACAUUACCAGACGUAACUGCUCAGACAGACACAUUAACAUCACAGCCUUCGGAGACCCUAUCAACAUCUCAACCUACAGGUCCAACAGACACAUUAACCUCUGAGCCUACUGGUACCACCUCAGUACCUGAAUUAACAGGUCAUACUGAUUCAAUUACGUCUGGACUUGUUGUGACAACGUCUGUCCCUGAACCAACCAAUCCCACUGACAUAACAACCGCUGAGCCUGCUGAGACAACCACAUUACCAGACGUAACUGCUCAGACAGACACAUUAACAUCACAGCCUUCGGAGACCCUAUCAACAUCUCAACCUACAGGUCCAACAGACGCAUUAACCUCUGAGCCUACUGGUACCACCUCAGUACCUGAAUUAACAGGUCAUACUGAUUCAAUUACGUCUGGACUUGUUGUGACAACGUCUGUCCCUGAACCAACCAAUCCCACUGACAUAACAACCGCUGAGCCUGACGAGACAACCACAUUACCAGACGUAACUGCUCAGACAGACACAUUAACAUCACAGCCUUCGGAGACCCUAUCAACAUCUCAACCUACAGGUCCAACAGACGCAUUAACCUCUGAGCCUACUGGUACCACCUCAGUACCUGAAUUAACAGGUCAUACUGAUUCAAUUACGUCUGGACUUGUUGUGACAACGUCUGUCCCUGAACCAACCAAUCCCACUGACAUAACAACCGCUGAGCCUGCUGAGACAACCACAUUACCAGACGUAACUGCUCAGACAGACACAUUAACAUCACAGCCUUCGGAGACCAUAUCAACAUCUCAACCUACAGGUCCAACAGACACAUUAACCUCUGAGCCUACUGGUACCACCUCAGUACCUGAAUUAACAGGUCAUACUGAUUCAAUUACGUCUGGACUUGUUGUGACAACGUCUGUCCCUGAACCAACCAAUCCCACUGACAUAACAACCGCUGAGCCUGACGAGACAACCACAUUACCAGACGUAACUGCUCAGACAGACACAUUAACAUCACAGCCUUCGGAGACCCUAUCAACAUCUCAACCUACAGGUCUACAGAUACACCUUCGGAGACCCUAUCAACAUCUCAACCUACAGGUCCAACAGACAUUAACCUCUGAGCCUACUGGUACCACCUCAGUACCUGAAUUAACAGGUCAUACUGAUUCAAUUACGUCUGGACUUGUUGUGACAACGUCUGUCCCUGAACCAACCAAUCCCACUGACAUAACAACCGCUGAGCCUGCUGAGACAACCACAUUACCAGACGUAACUGCUCAGACAGACACAUUAACAUCACAGCCUUCGGAGACCAUAUCAACAUCUCAACCUACAGGUCCAACAGACACAUUAACCUCUGAGCCUACUGGUACCACCUCAGUACCUGAAUUAACAGGUCAUACUGAUUCAAUUACGUCUGGACUUGUUGUGACAACGUCUGUCCCUGAACCAACCAAUCCCACUGACAUAACAACCGCUGAGCCUGCUGAGACAACCACAUUACCAGACGUAACUGCUCAGACAGACACAUUAACAUCACAGCCUUCGGAGACCAUAUCAACAUCUCAACCUACAGGUCCAACAGACACAUUAACCUCUGAGCCUACUGGUACCACCUCAGUACCUGAAUUAACAGGUCAUACUGAUUCAAUUACGUCUGGACUUGUUGUGACAACGUCUGUCCCUGAACCAACCAAUCCCACUGACAUAACAACCGCUGAGCCUGCUGAGACAACCACAUUACCAGACGUAACUGCUCAGACAGACACAUUAACAUCACAGCCUUCGGAGACCAUAUCAACAUCUCAACCUACAGGUCCAACAGACACAUUAACCUCUGAGCCUACUGGUACCACCUCAGUACCUGAAUUAACAGGUCAUACUGAUUCAAUUACGUCUGGACUUGUUGUGACAACGUCUGUCCCUGAACCAACCAAUCCCACUGACAUAACAACCGCUGAGCCUGACGAGACAACCACAUUACCAGACGUAACUGCUCAGACAGACACAUUAACAUCACAGCCUUCGGAGACCCUAUCAACAUCUCAACCUACAGGUCAACAGAUACAUUAA